This is a messenger RNA of Prosopis cineraria, 1285 nucleotides long. RefSeq lists its product as uncharacterized. The record is from RefSeq and is a predicted model, not a curated record. The transcript has 13 exons. Bases 77 to 1006 code for a protein of 309 amino acids. NCBI's taxonomy places the organism in Eukaryota, Viridiplantae, Streptophyta, Magnoliopsida, Fabales, Fabaceae.
UCAGCUACUUCAAGUUCAAGGUGCCAAAUCCGACGUCAACUGCCUUCGGACUUUUUCAUCAUCGGAAUCAGCAGCCAUGGCUCUACAAUCUGGAAUAGGGUUUUCGAAGAUCCUUAUUAUAGCUGGAGCUGGAUACACUGGCACGGUUCUUUUUAAGAACGGGAAAUUGUCGGAGCUGAUUGGCGAGCUUCAGUCGCUGGUAAAAGGAUUGGAAAAAUCUGGGGAUCAAUCUGAUGGUGACAGUGAAUAUGCUGAUGCCAUUGCUAAUCAGGUUCGUCGUCUUGCAAAUGAGGUUCGACAAUUAGGUGCAAAUAAACCAAUCACUAUAUUGAAUGGGAGUACUGGGCAAAUGGGCAACUUAUCAUCCCUUGUGGUUCCGGCAGCCACCUUGGGUGCUCUAGGGUAUGGUUACAUGUGGUGGAAGGGUAUUUCUUUCUCAGAUCUUAUGUAUGUGACAAAACGUAACAUGGAAAAGGCUGUCUUAGAUCUGACAAAAAAGCUGCAGCAUGCCUCAGAUGUCAUUGCUGAUGCCAAGAAGCAUUUGACUCAGAGAAUUCAAAAUUUGGAUGAUAAAAUGCUGAAGCAGAAUGAGUUGGCACGUUCGAUCAAGGAUGAUGUUGCUGGAGUUCGAAACACAAUCACUAAUUUCCAUGAUGACUUGGGUAUCUUGCAACAAACGGUGGAAACGUUGGAUGAAAGAUUAGCUACGUUGAGUUGGAAGCAGGAUUAUGCAAAUUAUGGUUUGGAGUACCUCAUCAACUUUGUAAAUGGAAAAUCGAGUAAAAGUCCUGAAUUUUUGCAGCAGGGGCAGCCAAAACUUCCUGGGAAGCCCCCCGGUUUGCUCAAAUACUCUGGAAACCCGAAUGUCAAGGGCUUGAUAGACAUUGUAGACACGUUGCCUGGUGGAACAGACCGGUCAGCUUCAGAUGUAAUUGUGCAAGAUGGUAUGGACAGGCCAGAACAGCAGCGAAAACCAUUAUUUAGGGCUGGGUCAACCAGGUACUGAUGUAUAGUUCCCGACAAAAUUGGAUAUAGCGUAGCUUUCAAAAGGCAAUUCUUUCAUUGUCUUCCUCUUUCAUUAAAUGUAACAGUAAUUUGGCAGCUCGGUUGUUGGUGAGAAAUUGAGAUCGGUUGUGAUCUCUUGUGCUCACUCUUAAAACUACAGUUAGUAUUAAUACAUAGACUACUUGAGUUCAUAUAUAUUCAAGUCCCUGAGGUGUGAUUCCACGAGUUUGUAUAUAAUUUCAAAAUAAUCAUAAUAAUAAUAAUUUUGCUACUUGUGAUA